AGAAAAGACAUAAAGGCCUUGGGAUGGUUGUCUGAUCACUCCAUGAUGGAAAAUGAUGUCAGACGGGUUAUCCAAAAGAAAAGAUGAGAAUGACGGAACCUGUACGAUUUGCACGGAAGUUUAUCGGGACCCUCGACUCUUGCCAUGUCGACAUACCUUCUGUUCCGGCUGUUUGGAGAGAUGGCAUAUCUCUAGCUGUCAAAGACAUUAUUUUUCAUGCCCGAUUUGCCGGGAAAAAGUGUGGCUUCCCCACGUAGGGGUGCAGGGAUUUAGAUCAAACUAUUUCGUACCUUGUCAGUUGGACAAAAAAAACUGCAGUGUUUGUAAAACAUCGAAAUUUGAUGUCCGUAGGUGCAACUUUUGUGAUCAAUUGUUUUGUCGGACAUGUAGAACGGAACAUGAAUCCAAACAAGUCGGUCAGGACGACCAGUGUUGCUGUAGUCAGGAGGAUGAACUCGUCCAAGAGGAAGAUACGGCAGUACGCACAGCAAUCAGCGCACUACGAGCAGUCACAAGGUCUUGCUGCUACGCGGAGAUUAUUGGUGGGUUCCAAUGUUCGGCGGGAGGUAGUAGCACGCAAGUCACCAAGAUCGUACCGGUAUCAGCGAGCGAGGCAUGGGUUCUGUUUGAUAACGGUCCCGUCAUCUACAGAUACAGUAUGACUGGGACAGUGACUGAGAUGCGAUACGCUGUCGGCAAGGUUAUCGACAUGUGUAUUCACCCGGAUGGGCCGCUACUUGUCAUCGAAGAAUUUUCCAGUUCAGUGUUAGUUUGUGGGGACGAACAUACCGAUCCAAUUGAAUAUGUAAUUGUGAACAAUUAUAUCCUAACUUCUCUUCUAGUCCGAGAUGAAGGGUCUAUGAUUGUUGCAGCUAGAUCCGUGGACGAAUCAUUGUUUCGUAGGUGUUAUUUGAUUGAUUUUGACCGAGAGCGGAAACGAUUGAGUACAAGAAUCGUUCAAGGUGAGUUCAUACAGAUAAGCGGUUUAGCGUUUGAUGUGUUCAGUAAUCGGAUGUGCACUGCCGACAUGGAGUGUAGAGUGGUUCACGUGCUGCCGGAUGACGACAGGGUUUUAACCUACCGGCGCUCACCAGCUUUUCCUAACAGAAACGGAUCGGGUGGACUGUCGAAAACACAGUUCGCUCCGAGAGCUGUCUGUUCUGGACUGCACAAUGCUUUUCUAGUAUUGGAUUGCGGGUCAGGAUACAUUCAUGUACUGAGUACGUCAGCUCGUCUUACAAACGUUGUUGUGAUGGACGACCAGGAAAAUAUAGGAUCACCAAGCACCAUCGCGGUCGGGAGGGACGACCAACUUUGGGUCGGGGAUGGUAGUAAUGGCAUGGUGAAAGUGUAUAGCUUAAAGACAUUUAUCAACCAUCUUGAACCUGUUACCUUUGAACAUGGAAUGCCUAUCAACAACAGAGAUUUUUUUGAUACCGCUGAAUUAUUUAGUGCUACCAGUAGUGUGCCAGAAAAUAUUCCGUCACGUAAUACCACUCUUUCAGAUGAUAUUUUAGCACUCUGUAUGGAUGGAAACGUUUCCGCGAUACGUACCAUUGUCGCUAACGGUGAUAUUUGUAUCAUUCUUGAGGACACUGGAAAUCCUGAGAGUAAUGCCAAAAUGCGAGAUCGUGUACAACGCAUGAUUCAUUGGAACGAGGUCCUCAGGAGUCACCUUAUAAAAGCUGGUUGCAAUCCAGAUGAUUUAGGAACAAUUAAUAUCAAAUUUGAUAGUGCCCCUUCCGUCCGGACACGACAUAUUCCUUCAAAUCAUAACCCAUCGGGAAACUUUCCAAGAACAAGUGGAAACCGUACCUCGCAACCUCACCCAGUUCCUUUCCUAACCGGGAAUAGGGAUGUAGACAUGAAAUUUCUUGAUAAUUUUUUGAGGAUAAAUCCAUCAAUACGCGAAGAUAUGGAGAAGAAGGGCAUCACACCAGGAAUGAUUGUAGACUUCCCAAGCUUCCUAAAUGGACGACUUGUAUAGUAGAAUCAUGUCAGAUUUUACUUUUUUACUUGACACCUAAAACAUUCGGAUUCUGUAAAUAUGGACUGUUAUCAGAUCAGGAUAUUGUGCUAGGUACUUGAAUGUUAAAGAAAUAUCAAAAGUGUAACACAAAAAUAAUACCGGUUCUUACUUAACUGAUAGAAUGAUGGACUUAAUGCUUCUCUCCUGUAUUUACUGACCACCCCCACCCCCGCCCACUCCCAAAUAAAAAAAAAAUUGUGAUACGUUUUCAUCGGUCAUCUGAUGUAGGUUACAUAACGCAUGUAUUUUGAAAU
Molecule: messenger RNA, 2283 nt
Organism: Ylistrum balloti
Lineage: Eukaryota; Metazoa; Mollusca; Bivalvia; Pectinida; Pectinidae
Exons: 2
Coding region: 53-1987 (644 amino acids)
Biological process (GO): positive regulation of DNA-templated transcription
Cellular component (GO): chromatin; nucleoplasm
Molecular function (GO): ubiquitin-protein transferase activity
Source: RefSeq, a predicted model, not a curated record